This is a messenger RNA of Cavia porcellus (domestic guinea pig), 6526 nucleotides long. RefSeq names its product MORN repeat containing 1 (gene Morn1). The record is from RefSeq and is a predicted model, not a curated record. Bases 160 to 1551 code for a protein of 463 amino acids. The transcript is spliced from 10 exons. Lineage: Eukaryota; Metazoa; Chordata; Mammalia; Rodentia; Caviidae.
CCGCGCCGCACAGGCGCAGUGGCGUCCGUGGGCUCCGGGGUUUGCGGUCUCCGUUCCGGAGAUUGCAGUUUUCCGAGACUGGGCCUGGUCACGCCCCCUAGCUACCGAAGGCCAAUGGUAGGGGACCUGUCUGGUUGCUAGGGAACGCCUCGCGCCAAGAUGGCGGCAGCCGGUCGGGGGAAUCCGGGCUCGCUCCAGGGAAGGCGGGAGUCGCCGAGGCGGCCGCCGCGGGACGGUUAUGGUGUCUACAUAUACCCAAAUUCCUUCUUCCAAUACGAAGGAGAAUGGAAAGGAGGAAAGAAACAUGGUCAUGGGAAGUUGGUGUUUAAGGAUGGGAGUUAUUACGAAGGUGAAUUCAUGGAUGGCGAGAUCACAGGGCAAGGCUUCCGGUACUGGGCCUGGUCAGGAAACACCUACUCUGGACAGUUUGUUUUGGGAGAGCCACAAGGAUACGGUGUCAUGACGUACAGAGCUGGGGGCCGUUACGAAGGGGAGCUCUGCCACGGCCUCAGGGAAGGGCAGGGCGUCCUGGUGGACCCAAAUGGACAGGUGUACCAGGGGUCCUUCCAUGACAACAUGCGUCACGGCUGGGGGCAGAUGCUCUUUGAGAAUGGCGACAAGUACGAAGGCGACUGGAUCCAGGACCGACGCCAGGGCCACGGGGUGCUGUGCUGCACUGAUGGCUCCACAUACGAGGGACAGUGGCACAGCGACGUGUUCAGUGGACUGGGCAGCUUGACCCACUGCUCCGGGGUCACCUACUGCGGGCUGUGGAUCAAUGGUCACCCAGCAGCACCGGCCACAAGGAUGGAGAUUCUGGGUCCAGAGGUGCUGGAGGUGGCCCACGGCUGUCCGUUCACAGUGCGUGUGCAGCUGCAGCAGGAUGGCGGGGAGACAGCGGACAGUGAGAGCGGCCGGGUCCUGCGGGUCUCAGCGGGGGUGCGGCGUGUCCAGCUCCCCGCCCACUCCAACAUCAGCUUCUUCAAGGUGGACGAAGAUCAGGAGGAGACACCUAUGGAGACCCCAUUUGGGUUCCAGUGCUUCUCCUACCCCCUGUCCUGCCACAUGUCACCACCUUCUCAAGGAGAGCCAGGCUCCACACUGGAUUCCAGGGUCGUCCAUGGCCAAGGUGACAGCCCUGGUCACCUACCCGGUGAGUGGAGGCAACAAACCAGCCAGCAUGGAGCCCAGAGGAUGGAGGGACAGGAGAAGCCUGGGAGGCUGGGCCAGCGGGGGCAAGUGGGAUGGUCCCCGCUGGCAGGCAGGGGUCUAGCAGCCAGGCGGCCCCAGCCUGGUGGCCCCACAGCCCAGGUCACCAUCAUGCACGCCUGGUGUGGGUUGGAGCAGCUGGGAUGGCAGGUGUCUCCUCCCACACAGUACGGCCAUGGGGCUGAGUCCCAGUGCAGGCAAGGUAUGGCCCGGCACUUCAUGGGGCUGCGUUUCUGGUCUGUCAGACUGCACCAUCGCCCACGGCUCCCUCUGCCUCUGAGCCUAUGGAGCCCAGCAACGGCAUCUGGGGUUGCCUGGGCCUGCAGUCACACAUGUCCCUAGCACGUAAGUGGUUCUGCCCAGCCGGCAGGCAGGGUCAGCCUCCAGCACUAGCGCGAGCCAGGGGUACUGCCGUUACUCUGGAGCUGGGCUGGAUCAAGACAAGUUGUGCAGCUCAUGGCACUUGGUGACAGGGAGUCCCUGGCAAAGCUCAACACCGUGAGAACCUGACACGCAUCUUACCGAGCGGCCCAGGGACAGUGUGUCAGUGACCAUGAUGAGGAGGUGUCUGACCCCUGGGCAGCGUCAGUGGAUCUGGUCUUCCCUCAUGCAGCCCUGCACCCCAAGGUGUCUGCACCCUGGGCUGAGAGCUAAGGUCCAGCACACGGGGUGGGGUCCCUGGCAUGCUCAGCUGGGGCUCAGUCAAGCUGACCAUGAGGUCCCCAUCCCCUGUUGGAUCCAAGUGCUGUGAGCUCCUUGGGGGCACAGACUGCGUGGCCCUCAGGUCAGGAGCCAAGCAGGGCUGAUGUGAAAGCUGCAGCCAGAGCUGGCGGGCAGCAGACAGGAGCCGGGAGCAAGGCCACCUUCAGGAACAGUGGACAGGUCCAGGUGUGGCAGGAUGAUGUCCCUGCUCAUGGAAGAGCUGGCCAGAUAGUGGUCCCACCCUGCCUAGCGCUCUGCUGGGGGAGUCUGAUUCCUACCCACAGGGCCCCUAUAGCCCCUCUCUGCCACCUGGCCACGCUUCAGCAUAGAACACCCUGGUGCAUCUGCCAAGGCUGCCUGUCCUACCUGAGCCUCUCUUUCUCGGGGCAGCCGAAGCCCUCCUAUGACCCAGGGUCCUCAUGCCCUCCUGCAGGACACCUUAAGCCCCACAGCUCUGCGCCACUGCACCUCUGAGGUGCUCAAGAUGCUGGGGAGUGCCCAGGGCCAGCCCUCUGAGGCCUCCCGGGCAUGGCUGUGGCCAUGUAGCCUUCUCUGCAACCAGAGGGGCCGGUGGUCACUGGCGACAGCCAGAGAGGGGGCAUCUCUGGGUCUCAGAGGCUGGGAUCGCCCAUCAGGGGCCUGCACCCACUUGCCUCCCCCAUCCCAGAGACCUACCAGUGGGCAGCCAGGCCUGAGCUGGACAGGCCAGUCCUUGUGGGAGCUGACUGUCCUCUGAUGAGGGUUUGUCUGUACAGUGGUCCUGAGAAAGCAGCUCAGGGAUGAAUCAAUUAUUCCUCCUUCAGGGAGCAAGACAGCCUCAGCUCAUCCCUGUGGGCUGCAGGCCUGAGUGGCCAGGUCCCCCGGUCUUGGGGCACAGGAUGGGACCUGUCUACCCCCUGGUCUGCCUCCCCAAGUUCACAGCAGCCAUUCCAGCCACUGGGUGGAAGGGUCCUUGGGUUUCUGCGUAAAAAUACUCACUGACUACGAGGAGUUUCAGAGCGAGUCCCAAGGUCGAAGUGGAAACCAGCGCAGGAGUGCAGAGUUUGCCCCCACCCCCGAGAGCCCUCAGGCUCAGCCUGGGCUUGGGCCCUGGGCCUGGAUCCAGGACUGAGCACCCCCAUGUGCUCAUGCCCCCGGCCGUCCAGUGUCGGUGUGCCCUGUUGGGAGGUGUCCGGCCCCGCACUGCCCAGUGUCUCCUGAUCGAUCUGUGCCUCAGUUUGCUCAUGGACCCCAAACCCCAGGCUGGGCCAGGCCAUCAGGAGGCAGGGUCCCUGCAAAGCUUGCCCCUGUCCAGAUUCAGUCCAAACAGAGCGUAGGCAGUGACCAGGGGUCAGGAGGCUCCCCACGCUCUCCCUGGCUUCCCUGUGGGAGCUGUGGGCAGACAGGGUGCUGUGUCCUAUCCUGGUCCUGACACAGCCACUGGGGCCCUCAGGUCCCUCUGGAGGCCCAGCUCUGAGCAGCAUUGAGCCACAGCACCCCCAAAGGCUGGCCGGUGCCCACACCCACACUGGAGUGCCAGUCCUCAUGGCAACCAAGUCACCCACUAAACCCAGACCAGAAUGGGGCACGGCUCGGAAACAGGUCCAGGUGGGCGACUCGGAGGCCAAGUGCGGGAGAGCCCUGGCCAGGCUGCGUGCCUCCCGAGGGCCAGGCCAGACAGGUGUGGGAUGGAUGCUAGGGGGUGCAGGUCUCCCAUCUGCACCUCUUCCUCACAAGACCCCCUAGCAGGGACCAACUCAGCUUUCCGCUUGCAAACCAUGGUCCCACCAAAUGGCUCUCUAUCCUGCAACGUUCAGAAUAAGCUUUCCUGUAUGCCCACUGCUGUCUGCCCUGGUCCUUGGCCCCAGCUGUGCCCCAUGCAGUGCCCUGGGCUCCUGUCCCCAUCCUGCCUGGGACCCUUCAGACAAAGCUGGGAAGUUCAGCUUGGUCCUGGUGAGGACAGCGACCACCUGAAAAUUUGAGAAAACUUGCAUCACUGACAAGCAGUUGGUCUCUCGUGGCCCACGGCCUGGAAUCCUCAAGGCUCAGAGAGCCAUUGGUCAGAGACCAGCUCCGUCUGCCCCAGCGUUCUGGUGGUCGGCAGCCAUCUGUGUCCCGGAAAGAGGUGGGGGAUACACGGCCACACCCGCAGGCUGAUUCCUGGCCUGUGCCAAGCAGGAGAAGGCAGCCUCAGGCUUCCUUCCUCUACCAGCCAGAAAAACACAGAGCCUGGGAAUCUGAAGCAACUCUGCACACGUAGGGAAAAAAAUCCUGAAUCCUUUCCCAGGCGCAGCAAGCAGGACCCAUCCCUCCCCCUGGCCACACAUGGUCACCACGCUCACCAGGCCCUGGCCCGUGAGUCAAGGCCCGUGGCCCAUGCUGCUGCACCCGAGAGAGGCCCAGGCACCCACAUGCCUGUGGCACUGCUCCCGCCAGACGUCCCCCUGCAUCCUGUCACCAGAGAGCGCCGUGGGGGCCGGAAGCAGGAGGUGCUGUCCCUGUGCAAGGCACUUGGGCUGGCUCCUGGCGAGGGUCAGAAGCUGUGCGUGCAGAGCCCCCGCCCAGGCACAGCACCCAGGCUGGUCAGCCCUUGCUCCACAGAGCAGGGUGUGAGGGGCUGGCACGGUGCGGGGCUGGUUCACCUUUGCCCUGGCAAACUGUGCUUAGGAUCUGCUUUUAUCAGCCAGAAAAGCAGCUUCAGCCCCACUGGCUUUGCUUCUUUACACGAAAGCCCAGAGUGAAGGGGCAGCACUGCCUGAGUCUCUGUGGACCCCAGUGUCUGCUGCUUGCGCAGUUACUCUGUCAUCUUCCUGUACUACUUCAUGGUCCUGUGUGGCUGCAAAAGCUCCAGCCAUCAGAGGCCCUCUGCAACUGGCAGGAAGGAAAAACCUAGAGGACAGAACUUGGUUACAGAAACCAGGCCACGUGGAGGUAAAAAGUGCAAAGUGCCUACAAGAACAGGCUUAUCCUAUCAGAAAAAAAGGGGAACGGAUGCUGGCUGUCUUUGCCAAGGAAGGAAGACCUCCUGGGCCUGCCUGGUGGAGCUUGAGUUGUCCAGAGACCGUGGGAGCUGGAGAUGGAGCGCUGCACCAGCUCCGUGACUGAGGUCGUCUGUCUGUGACCUUGUGACCCCUGCCCCGAGGACCACGAAGCUGCUGUGAGCAGACCUGAUCCACGGUUCGAGGUAUCCCUGGUGGCCAUGCCUGGUUGACCUGCAGCCCCUGCUCCCGGCUUGGGACCCUGCAGGAUGCUGGUACCUGGCUCGUGGACGGCCAGGCACCUCUGGUCGGACCCUCUAAGCACUGGGUUUGCCGUCACUGCCUCUGUCAAGGGGCUGUGACCCGGCUGCCCACGGAGGGCAGAGCACUGCCUGAGUCAGACCUAAAAUUAAAAGCGGGGGGCGAUGGCGAGCUGAGGCAGCGAUGGGUGUUUCCACGUGUUCCCGAGCCAGGGACCCGCAGCCAGGCUGUGUGGGGUGCAGGCCCCAGGCGGGAGCCACGGUUGCCCGGAAUGUGAGAGAAGGAAGCCACGCUGGAGCUCGGGAACCCCGCCCUGCCCACCUGGACCUGGGGCAGCAGCCAGAGCCCUGGAGCCCAGAACUGACCAUGACCCAGGGUCUGCAGCACCCCCAGAUCCGGAAACAGACGGCCAGGAAACGCACCCACAGAUACCAGCUUUCUCGUCUACUACACACGAGGCACCUCCUUCCCAAGGCCUCGUGUCAGCAAUAUGUAAUUGCAAAGGCACAUUUCAUUAUUCUGUUGACAUGAAAUAUCUGUUGUUUAACUGUUUCUAACUUUGCAAUGCGCGAUUUGCAUUUCGUCGAGAAGAAAAGACGACCUCCCAGACGUGGACCGUUGCCAGAUAUUCCAAACCCUAUUUUGGAUAAAUUACAGCACCCAGAUUUCAGCAACAAAGCACAUUGAUUUCACAUUCAAGAGGAUUUUUAUAUUUAGUCUCCUAACCUUUUGUAAUUCCCACCCACGGCUCGGAAUCCAGAGCCUUUUGUGCGCCCCGUUCCUGGCGGGGCGUCUGCCUCUUCCCCGGUAAUUUGGGCCCAUUGACUCACGGAGCAGGUGCCCGGGAUUGCAGACGGGCCGCGUGGGCGCCGGGCUCAGGCAGCGCCUGCACACUGGUCUGGGCAGCCACGGCGGGGAGAGAAGCGCACACUGCUCUUCUGUCCUUUCUUUUUUCCGCCGCCCAAACCCUUCCGGCCAGUGCUCCCCAUCGGCCUGGGUGAUUUCCUCUCUUCGUGUGUUGGACAAAUGGGUUUGAGUAUUCAUCAGAUGGGAUCCAGGAAGAAUCAGCCGUUACUGUAAGGUGACUUAGAAAAUCAAGGUGCCCUCUGCUGCUAAGUCAGUCUUGCCAAUAAAAGCGGGGGAAUGCAUAGCGGAGCGGUCCUGGAGAUUUCAGGGCCUCACGGGGCAACAUCACACUCAGUAUUAAUUGUCUACAGCUAAUUACGGCAGGGCAGCACAAGAGAGCCAUCUUUUUAAAGGGAAGUUGGUGCUAUAAAUUCCUUUUCCAGGAACCGUAGCGUACCACGUAGAAGGGAUGUCCCAGAAAAUACAGCAUAAAAAGACAUCUCGCCGCUUCCAGUGCCAAAACAAGGAAUAAAAAUGGAAGUUCGCUCAGA